This is a messenger RNA of Microthlaspi erraticum, 906 nucleotides long. Lineage: Eukaryota; Viridiplantae; Streptophyta; Magnoliopsida; Brassicales; Brassicaceae. The record is from the annotation of a GenBank genome assembly.
AUGACUGCUCUCUCACUCACACUUCAAUCAUUACCUCUCGUAUACGCGCUUUCCUCGACUACUUGCAAAUCACGCGCCUCUCCUCCGUGUAUCACCGCCUCUUUGUCUCUUUCGAGAAGACCGGAGCUUCUUCGACAGGAUCGCCGGCGAUCAGUUAAGGCCAUGUCUCGUGACAUCCGCAGUUCCGUUUUGCCGCAGCAGGUGGUGGAAUUGGUAGAUGAAUCUGAUUUCGAUAAGCUUCUCUCUUCGGAGAAUCGGAUCUCCAUCACUGGCUUCGGUUCUCUCCUCUCCGAGAGAAGCGCGAGGAGCACUUUCCCAGAGUUGGAGAAUUUCAGAAUCGCGAAACUGGAAGGAUUCCGGCGAGUUUUCGCCCACGCCGCUCCCAUCUUCUUCGAACGCGGGAUCGCGAAUCCUGAAACUAAGGAGAUCUCAAGCUUGAGUGUAGAGCCAUGUGAAGGAGAGAGCCUUGUAGUGAGCGUCUUUGAGAUCAAAAGAAGAGAGAUUCCAGCUUUUAUACAGAGGGAGCUUGAGUUCCGGUUUCUUGCUGUUCUUCCUCAAACAAUGCAAGGCAAACCUUUCACCAAUUCUGCGGUGCUUUGUGCUCGAUACAGUGAUGAGGAGUUUUUUCAGAUUAGAUGCAAAGGAAACAAAGAGAUUUACUUUCAACAUUAUGGAAGAUUCAACAUCGACAAGAUAUGGCGGGACGACAUCUUACCUUGUCGUCUCUAUCUAAGACACUGCGUGUUGGCUGCAAAGAAUCUGGGAGAUGAAGCUUACAAUAACUUUCUGGAUCAUACAUUCUUGGGAGAUCGAAAAACAACCAUUAGAGAGUUUUUAAGCAGCACAGGUUCUGGUAUCAUGGAAGAAGAACCACCAGAAGCUCUCAAGUCCAGAUAUGGCGGUUGA